Molecule: messenger RNA, 4352 nt
Organism: Leptopilina boulardi
Lineage: Eukaryota; Metazoa; Arthropoda; Insecta; Hymenoptera; Figitidae
Product: protein PFC0760c-like
Exons: 7
Coding region: 711-3293 (860 amino acids)
Biological process (GO): hemocyte migration
Cellular component (GO): membrane
Molecular function (GO): growth factor activity
Source: RefSeq, a predicted model, not a curated record
CAGGCUCAGUCGCCCGCGACUUCGGCACGCGAUACUAUUGGAUUCUUUUCUUUGAAUGGAAACCGGUACCGGUACCACGCGUUUUUCCACUCAAAAAAAAAAAAAGAAAAUAGAAAAACCCCGAGCAUUUUUUCUAAUUUAGAAAAAAAAAAUAUAAACACUUAAAAAAAAAUGAGUGUGAAAAUUUAGUUUAUUUAAAAUAAAUAAGCGAUAAUUUUUUAUUUAUAAAAAAAAUUUAAAUAUUUUUUUUUUUGGAAACCAGACAUAGGAAUUUUGAUAAUUGGAUUCAUAAAAAAAAAAAAUUAUUGUCAGUUUUUGAAUGAAUAUUGUUCAUAUUGAAUGAACACACGUGGAUUGAGAAACACGUGUGCGAUCGUUCACGCGAUAACAUAUAUAUAAUCUAUUGUUAUUUAAAUUUAAUUUUUGAAUGGAUGGUCCAAUUUUCGAUAAGAUUUUUGUUUUUUUGUUAGUGAUAAAAAAAAAAAAAAAAAAUUGUUUCUGUGAGUGUUUGAGCAUUAAAUGCUCCGAUCAUUAAUAAUAAAUGAAGGAAGCGAGUAUCACGCUUGGAGAGAUAAAUCUUGAUUUGUUCGCUAUAUUAUGUUCUCUUGAAUGGUGAUUACAAGACAGUGCAUUGCACAGAACAAAAGGAAAGAAAAGGACCGGGAUGAUGUAAGUGUGCGGAUUAGAGGUCGUCACGACUUGAACUGAAGAUGUCGAGAGAUCGGAUGGUGUUGACAGGUGAAUUUUUCUGCGUUUGCCUUGUGCUCGUGGGAGUUUUAUUGGUGGAUGGUAGACAUCAUCAGGAUGAUAAUCAAGUGGUCCAUCGUCAUAGACACAGACAUGAAUCAUGGCAUCACAAUUAUCCCAGAUUAUGGAGAGAUGAUAAUAAUGAUGAUGAUAGUAACAAUAAUGAAGAUUACGAUGGUGAUGAUGAAUCAGAUAAUGAUUAUGAUUCACAAUUAUAUUCUAGAAAUUAUUUAAAGGACCAUCGUGAUAGAUAUGAUUCACGUUAUUUGAGACCAUAUUAUCAUCAUCAACAUCAACAUCAUCAUCAUUAUCGUGGUAAUUUAAUGAAAUUCAAUGAUAGACGACGAAAAUCACAUUAUGGAAUUAGAGAAAGAAAUCAUCGAAUUCGACCAAGUAGAGAUAGGACUUAUCGUAAAAUUCCUUGGGACUAUGAUAAUAAUAAUGACAAUGAUGAUGGUGAUGAUGAAUCAGAUUAUUAUGAGGAUUAUGAUAAAUUAAAUCGUUAUAAUGAUGAGAAUUUAAAUGAUAGCGAUGAUUUUUAUCCAAUUAGAAAAAAUUUCCGUAAACAUCGAAUGGAUGAUUAUGAAAAUGAUGAUUCCAAAGAGCGUGUUUCAUCGAGAUGGGAUUGGAAGUUCAAAAACUUGAUUCGCAAGGACGACAGGAGAGAUCGUAGACGAAAAUUCGGUUACAGAGGUAUAGCGCGAAACAGGUUUCAUGAUCUCGAUGAUGACGUCGAUGAGGUCUUUAGAAGUGGUAAAAAAAAGAAUCAUAAAUUAAACGGUACACGGCAUGAUUAUGAUGAAAUUUUGGAUGAUCUAUUUGAUGAUGAUGAAGAAGAUGAGGAUGAUAAUGACAAUGAUGAUAAAGAAAAUGAUGCUGAUUACAAAGAAGAUGAAUAUUCUAAAGAUGGAAAAUUUUUCAAAAAUGAAGGAAGAUAUUAUAAAAAUGAUAGAAAAUAUUUUAAAGACGAUGAAAAAUAUCAAAAUGAUAGAAAAUAUUUUCAAGGGAAUGGUAAAAUUUCCAAAACUAGUGGCAAUUAUUUCAAUAUAAAUGACGAUGAAACUAAAGAAAUAAAUACAAAAAAUGAUGAGGAAUUAAAUAAUGAUUUUUAUGAAAAUGAUGUGAAACCAUCAUUAAAAAAAUAUGACGACAUAAUUAGACGAUUGACAUUUGAUGAUCCAACGACGACAACAACAACAACAACAACAACAGAAAAAAAUGAAAUUCGACGAGAUUAUAGAAAUAUUGAAAUUGGAAAAUAUCUUAAACGUGAUGCAUAUGGUAAUUUGAAAUAUGAGGCAAAAAAUGAUUUGGAUUUUGUGACAAUGAACAUUAUGAAUACAACAACAGUGAAAUCAUUGGAUAUUGAGAAAAAAAAUAAUAUUACCGAUAGUUUAAAAAAUGAUGAAAUUAAAGGAAAACAUCAUUCAAAAAUUGUUAAUGUGACAUUAAAUAAAAGUUCCGAGGACUAUGAUUAUGGUGAUAAUGAACAGGAUGAUGAUCCCAGUAUGCAGACUGAUGGCAAUAAUGCGGAUUAUGCGGAGGAUGAAGAUGAUGAUGAAAAUACAACAAGUACGAGUUCAACAAGUACAACGUUACCAACAACAACGACAACAACUACAACUACUACUACUACAACAACAACAACUCAAAAACCAACGGAAAAGCGAGUUUUCCAAAAGAGCGUGAGAAAUUAUGAAAGAUCAACUGGAGCACAAUACAAUGGCUAUCAGGCGAAAAAUGAUUAUCCACCAAUGUCUGCUCACAGUGUUCAAAAAUGGCAAUCACUUGGUUCCCGCGAGAGUAUCAAAGAAACUAGAGAUAAAUAUCUCGAAUUCAAACAUAAUGGAAAAUCCGCCGAUGUCAAUGAAGCGCUUCAACAUGCCAUUAAGGUCUCGCGAGAGGGUAGCUGCCAAUUGCCUCGUGCCAGAAUUGUACCAGUUCGUGAUGUCUACCCCAGUACAUCGACCACGUACAUUCCACACUGUGCCAUUCUACACAGGUGCUCUGACGACACCGGAUGUUGUAGGUCGGAAGCACUAACUUGUGUACCAAAAGAGUCUCAUCGAGUCGAACUCUAUUUUUAUACAACGAAUAUCGAGGGAAGUAGUGUUGUGGAAAAAUUAACAUUUUACAAUCACACCGAAUGUGAAUGUCGAGAGAGAACCGAAUUGGGUGGAAAAAGUGAAAAAACAUCGGAAACAAGAUUUGCAAGACAUCAUCCUCCAUUAACACCGCAAAAUCUUCGUAAAUCACCUCCAAAAAAACCAUGUCAAUGUCCUUCGGAAUUUUUAUCGGAAAUUAAUUCCAAAGGCGAAUGUCAAUGCAAAUGCUCUGACAGCGAUCAAAAUUGCAUUCGUACAAAACGUGGCAAAGUUUAUUUCUCAAUUAGAGAUCGUUUAUGCAUUCACAAUGGACAUUGCAGUCCGCCAAUAUGUGAAUUUGGAGAAUAUAUGAGUCGUCAAGGUAAAUGUCCAAGAAAACAAGAACAAUUUAGUUUCUAUUCAAAAUAUCAAACAAAUACACAUCAUGGAUUUAGAAGCUAGAAAAAAAAGAAAUCAUAAAACACACGCAUUGUUUCCUUUAUUAUAAUGUAUCGGAAAAAUUAAUAUAUGGAAACAAUAUUAGUGUUCAGAUCUACGUGCCAAGUAAUAGCGUAUAAAAGGUGCCAUUUUUUUUUCUAUGUGCCUUUUUUUUGUCGCCAGAGACUUUUAUUAUAUAAUGUAUAUUUAAAUCAUAAUAUAAUCGAAAACUCACGAGAUAUUUUUGUACUAUUUGUGAAAAAAAAAAAAAAAAUUAUAAUAAUAAACUUUAUUCUAAUUCGCCCCAUCUUAUACAAUUAUUGGCCUGGAUGCCAUUUUGUAAGAAAAAAAAUUCAAUUAUAUAUAAAUAUCUAUUAAAUAAUGUUAAAAGAAAUUUAAAAAAAUAAAAUUAUGUACACGAAUCUAAAUUGGAAAAAAAAAUUCUUAUGCACAAUGUAAAUGUUGUUAUUUAAUCAAACUAAAAAAUUUAUCAAAUUUGUGUCCACGUAUUUUAUAUAGUGAUGCUUGUAUUUUUGUUUUAUUAUAAGAAAAACUCUUCCUAUUGAUUUAUUUUAUUGAAGAAUUUCUUUUCUUUUUAAAUAUUCUUCUUUGGUGCUAUUUUUAUAAUAUUAUCAUCAUUAAUUAUAAUAAAUAAAUUUUUAAAUUAAAUUCCACGAUUUUAUAAUAGAAAAUUGUAUAUAUAAUACAUUUUUUGUUUUUAAUUUUUAUCGUAAAAUAUUAAAGCAAUCUCAUUGAUCGCACACUAUUUGGACCAAUUUUUCUAGAUCCUAUAAUAUAAUUAUUGUAAUUUUUUUAGACACCUGUUGGCAUUUUUGUAAAAAAAGAAAAAAAAACCCCCGAAGGUAUUUUCAAUGGUACUUUCUUGUUGUAUUACAAAAAAAUUAAAUUAUAAAAAAAUAAUAAUAUAAAGCAGUAAAUAAUCAUUUUUUUUGAGAAUUCGAUUACAAUAAAGUUUACUGCCUUUAUUAAUGGUAUUAUUUGAUUAAGAUAUAAAAUGAAGAGAAAUCUUUUGUAUAGUAAUAAGAAACUAUAAGCUAUAUAUAUAUAUAUAUUUAUAAUAAC